Camellia sinensis is the source of this 1083-nucleotide messenger RNA. NCBI's taxonomy places the organism in Eukaryota, Viridiplantae, Streptophyta, Magnoliopsida, Ericales, Theaceae. The record is from RefSeq and is a predicted model, not a curated record.
AUGGAUGAACCUGAAAGUAUUAGGCAUAAAGAGGUCAAUACUGAAAUUGAUGAUCAAUUUGCUCCAGAUGGAAAGGAUGAUGUUGUUAAUGUGAAAGAAGGGUUAGCUUCCCAAACAUAUGAUAGUUUACGAAUGCUUACUAAGGAAGAUGUGUUCCAAAUGAAAUUCAAUUCAGAGGAUGAUGCUUAUACUUUCUACAAUGCAUACACUAAGGUCAUCGGUUUUAGCGUACGAAAAAGUAGAAAAAGAAUUACUGGAGACAACAAAUUUGUAGAGAGUAGGAAAUGGGUUUGUUCAAGGGAAGGUGUAAGAGAAAAGAAAUACUUGCAACGUGUGGAACGGUCAGGGGGUUAUGAGAAGGUGGGGUUCAUUCACAGAGAUUUGCACAAUCAAUUCCAAGCUGAGCGCAAAGUACAACUCGCAGAAGGGGAUGCAGAGUGUGCGUUAGGAUACUUAUCAGCUAAAUUAGAUGCAGAUCCAUUAUUUUUUUUCAAAUACAUCGUCGAUAAGAACAACCGGUUGGACAAGAUUUUCUGGGCAGAUUGUAGGUCUCCAAUGGAUUAUGCUGCAUUUGGUGAUGUAUUGGUAUUUGAUACAACUUAUCGUACAAAUGCAUAUAAGAAGCCAUUUGUAAUUCUAGCUGGCGUGAGUAACCAUUUCAUGACAACUAUAUUCGGAUGUGCUUUGUUGCCUGAUGAGACAAUGGAUAUAGCGAUCCCGGGUUUGUUACAGGGCGUUACAAUGGAGACAUACAUGUGGGUGUUGGAAAUGUUAAUGGAGGCCAUGGAUGGUAAAAGACCCAUCUCCGUUGUAACAGAUGGUGAUAGGGCAAUGCGUCAGGCAAUCAAAAGAGUUAUUCCAAACUGCAGACAUCGUUUAUGUUCUUGGCAUCUGGAGAAAAAUGCCUCAACAAAUGUCCACAUACUAGAAUUUACAACUGAUUUUGCACAAUUGAUGUUAAAGAAAUGUAAAAUUGAUGAGUUUGACAAUGCCUGGGCUGCUAUGGUGAAACAGUACAAGUUGGAGAACAAUAACUGGGUGUUGGAUAUUCAUCUGAAGCGUGAUAAUUGGGCUGAGGCAUAA